AUGGCUGCGUUCUGGAGACCCGGUACGACGGUUCCAGGUGCUGAUGUGGAAGCGGAAGCAGCUCGAUACCUUUCCAAGGACACUGAAGUACCACUUGUGCAGUUUAAUCCUCUCCACAAGCUUUCCCUGCGUGACCAGCGAGCUCGUCUGCCAGUGUCCCGACACCGUGAGGAACUGCUCUAUGCGGUCGAGACGCACGCUACAACGAUCCUUGUGGGAGCCACCGGAUCAGGAAAGACGACACAAGUGCCACAAUAUCUAAUGGAAGCAGGAUGGGCGACGUCUAGGCCAAGAAGAGCUCAAGCGAGUGGAAAUACGCCUCGGAAUCGGGUUAUUGUAUGCACACAACCUCGACGUGUCGCUGCUGUGACGAUUGCAGAGCGUGUGGCACAGGAAAUGGGCUGUCAAUUGGGAAAAGAGGUUGGUUAUGCUGUCAGAUUUGAAGAUAAGUGGGACCCGGAGCAUACGAAGAUCAAGUUUGUGACGGACGGAUUGUUACUGAGAGAGACCAUGCGAGAUCCGCUGCUCUCACGUUACUCAGUUAUAAUGCUGGAUGAAGCUCACGAACGAAAUUUGGAGACGGAUUUACUGCUGGGAUUGAUCAAGAAGAUACAACGGAAGCGUCCAGAUUUGAGGGUCAUUAUUGCAUCGGCUACCUUGCAAGUAGAUACGUUUAUGCAGUUUUUUCGUUCAAGAAAGAAAGAGAAGAUGCAGGAUCAGAGAUUGACGACGGGAACAACGACAUCACCUGAACUGAAAGAUGUUGUCGCAAUAUCGGUGGAAGGACGGCAAUUCCCUGUUGAUAUUGAGUAUCUUCAGGAACCGUGUGGAGAUUAUCUGCAGAAAGCAAUUGACACGGUGUUGGCUAUUGACGAGCACGAAGGUGAAGGUGAUGUGUUAGUGUUUUUGCCUGGUCAGGAGGAAAUCGAUUUUGUUGUUAGAGCGCUUAAUGACCAAGCGCCAGCGCAUAUUGUCCCAGUACCUCUGUACGGGACGCUGCCUUUGCACAUGCAACGAAACGCUUUUUUACCGGCACCGCGAGGCAUACGGCGAAAAGUGAUUGUGGCAACCACUAUCGCAGAAACUUCCGUGACCAUCGAAGGUGUGGUAUUUGUGGUGGAUGGAUGUUUUACCAAGCUAGCAUUUUUUAACCCUCUCACGGGAGUGGAGGCAUUGCUUACGGCACCCGUAUCAAAGGCCUCAGCAAAGCAGAGAGCAGGUCGCGCAGGACGCUCACGUCCAGGAAAGUGCUUUCGUCUAUGCACACAAGAGUAUUUUUACACCAAACUCGCAAAAGAGACGAUUCCGCAGAUGCAACGCACAAAUUUGGCAACCGUGGCGUUGUAUCUGCUGAGCAUGGGUAUUCAAGAUCUGGCACAUUUUGAUUUUGUAUCCCCUCCGUCGCCAGAGGCCUUAAUUCGUGCUCUGGAGUUACUGUUCUCCCUCGGUGCUAUUGACACUGAAUGCCGUCUCACCGACCCAUUAGGCACGCAGAUGGCUGAGUUUCCAGUGGCACCGGCAUUGGCAAAGGUGUUACUAUCGUCAUUCCGAUUUGACUGCACGCGCGAGAUGCUUCAUAUCGCUAGUGUGCUAUCUGUGGGGGAUGUUUUUCUGGCUUCACGCGGUUCCAAAGUGAAACAAGAAAAAGUUGCAGAGGCCAUGGAGCAUUUCGUGCACUCGGACGGGGACCAUAUGACAUACCUGUCCAUUUACGAUGAGUUUGUGGAAAAUAACAGGAGCCACUCGUGGUGUGAUGAGUACAUGCUCAACUAUCGCGCACUUAUCCGUGCUACAGAAGUUUGUCGGCACCUAAAACGAUACAUGGCGCGCUUUAACUCGCUAAAGAAUAUCAGUGUGGCGGAGCGCGUAGCUGACGACGUAAUAAAGCUCGGCAGAAGCGGUGACGAAACGGAGGGUAAGGCUCGUAGUGAUACUAUUCGCAAGUGCAUAGUCAGCGGCUACUUUCAGAAUGCCGCUAAGCUACAUGCUGACGGUAUCUACCGUACUCUGCGCGACCAGCGGCCUGUACAGUUGCAUCCAACUUCUGUAUACUAUCACAUGGGAACUCUUCCUGACUGGAUCAUUUUCCACCAGAGUGUGCUGACCACAGAGGAAUUCGUUCGUGAUGUAUCCAGGAUUGACCCGCGUUGGCUCGUCGAUCUAGCGCCAGAUUUCUACCGCACGAAGGAGGUCAGCAGUGCCAUAUCAGGGAGCUCUGGCUCGCUAGGUCUACCUUCCGCCAAGUCGGUGGUGAGAAAGAUCAAGAAGCAGAAGACGAUAGUAUCCGAGGUUGAUACUCCCCCACGACAUUCAGCUACUGGCAAUGAUGGCCGUAUUCUAUUUCGAAAACCGAAGCGUCCUUCUGGUCAGGAAACGAAAUCGAAAUUGCCCGUGCAUAUCGGCAAGAGUAAAGGUGGCUUACGCUCUCAAUUCUAA
Messenger RNA from Peronospora farinosa, 2436 nucleotides. The record is from the annotation of a GenBank genome assembly. Lineage: Eukaryota; Oomycota; Peronosporomycetes; Peronosporales; Peronosporaceae.